Molecule: messenger RNA, 3534 nt
Organism: Syzygium oleosum
Lineage: Eukaryota; Viridiplantae; Streptophyta; Magnoliopsida; Myrtales; Myrtaceae
Product: disease resistance protein L6-like
Exons: 6
Coding region: 250-3129 (959 amino acids)
Biological process (GO): signal transduction; defense response
Molecular function (GO): ADP binding
Source: RefSeq, a predicted model, not a curated record
UUAAGGUGGACCCUGCCACUUUGGAGGACUUUCAUUGGCUCGACUUAUCGAAGUCGUCGCCAUUCUUUUUUCUUUCUAUGCUUGAGACAAAAGCAAACAAAUCCGAGAAAAUACAGCGAAAGCGCAGUGCUGUUCUCCUGCCUCCCUCGCUUCGCUAAUUCCUUCAGGGGAAUCCCAGAUCAGAUUCAGAGAGGACUCCGCAUCUCACUGUGAUCGAAUCGGGUGAAGACUUUGAGGUCCUGAAGGAGGAUGAAGAGAAAGAGGGACUUACGAGAUGCAGCGACGACAUCCGCUUGUGAUGAUGUCGGCACUUCGUCGGGGGCCGAAUUCGAGGUGUUCUUGAGUUUCAGGGGCCUCGACACCCGCCUCAACUUCACCGAUUGCCUCUAUCACUCCCUGGUUGGAGCUGGAAUUCGCGUUUUCAGAGACAAUGAAGAGAUCCGAAAGGGCGAAAAGAUUGGAGGCGAGCUUCUACAUGCCAUCAAAUCCGCCAAAAUACUCGUCCCCGUCUUCUCUAGGAACUAUGCAUCCAGUGCGUGGUGUCUUCGCGAGCUCACGCACAUGGUGGAUUGCUCAAGCAAAGCGAAUGACAAAGUGAUCUUACCCAUUUUCUAUGACGUGGAUCCCAAUGACGUGAAGCUCAAAACUCGAUUGUACCUUGACGAUCUGGAGAAGCAUGAGGAGAAGUUCGGCCGUGAUAAUGUUCGGCGAUGGAAAGAGGCUCUGACCCAGGUCGCAAGAAUCAAGGGAUGGGGCUUGAAUGACAAAGGUUAUGGUGAAAUCAUCAACACUAUUGUUGACGAGGUUUUCAACAAGCUGAAGAAAAGAAGGAGAAAUAUGCCUGAUCGUUUAGUCGGGAUCCAUGAUCAUGUGGAAGCUAUCAAGGACUUGUUAAAGAAAGGUUCUCCUGAUAUUCAUUACCUGGUCAUCCAUGGAAUGGGCGGUAUUGGUAAGACAACUCUCGCAAGUGCUGUCUUUAAUCAAAUCUCCAAUGGAUUUGAAGGUUGUAGCUUCCUAUUGGAUGUUCGUGAAUCUGCGCAGCACGGUGGAAUUAUCGACUUACAAAAGCAAUUGUUAUCAGAUAUUCUCCAAGGCAGAUCUCUAGCAACCCACAAUUCUGUUGAUGCAGGGAUUGACAUAAUUAGUGAAAGGUUUCGUAAUAAGAAAGUUCUCCUUAUUCUUGAUGAUGUGGAUAAGUGGGACCAACUCUCUAAACUAGCAGGAAAUAGCGAUUGGUUUGGUCCAGGAAGCAAAAUCAUCAUUACAACGAGGGACAUCAACUUUUUGCCGAUCAAAGUGAAGGGCGAAGAGAGUAGUUUCCAAGCACAUUCCGAACAGUUUGAAAUCUAUGAAAUGACACAAAUGGAUUCUUUUCAUUCUCUUCAGCUUUUUAGUAAACAUGCCUUCGGGAUGGACUUCCCACCACAUGACUAUGAUGAUAUCUCACACAAGAUUACUCGCAAAACAGGUGGGCUUCCAUUAGCCCUUGAGGUUAUCGGCUCCUCACUUUUCGGCAAAAGCAAACAAUUUUGGAAAGACACGCUGAGGAAAUUAGAUUUGGUGCCCAAGCAGGAAGUCUUCAAUAAAUUAAAGAUUAGUUAUGACAUGUUAGAGCAUAGUCAGAGAGAUAUCUUUCUUGAUAUCGCAUGUUACUUCAUUGGAAAAGAAAGACUCCAUCCGUACUAUAUGUGGAAAGCUUCGAACUAUUUCCCAAAAAGUGAAGUAAUUGUCCUUACUCGCAUGUCGUUAAUAAAGAUACAAGAAAAUGAUACCUUGUGGAUGCAUGACCAACUUAGAGAUCUUGGAAGAGAAAUUAUUCAACGUGAAGAUGUCAAUAUUCCUGGAAAGCGCAGCAGGUUGUGGGUGCCCGAGAUUGCCUUGGAUACGGUUAAGAUGAGAGAGGGGACAAACAGAGUCGUAGCACUCAAUCUAACCGGACUCUCCCAAGUGCAAAAUUUCACGAGUGAAGAAUUUUCGAAGUUGCCCAAUCUGAGAUUUUUGGAAUUAGAGGGUGGCAACAUGGUAGGGGACUUUAAAAAUCUUCUCUCCAAGUUAAUAUGGCUCUCUUGGAGUGUUUGCCCGUCGAAAUUAAAAGCGACGAAUUUAUGUCUCAAGAAACUAGCCGUGCUCGAGCUUUCAGGAAGUAACAUUACUGAAAAUUGGCCCGGAUGGGGGCCAUGCCUGGUGAGCGAGAACUUGAAAGUUAUACGAAUCACCGGUUGCUCAAGGUUAAAAAGGAUUCCUGACUUCUCAAAAUGCUUGAAUUUGAAGAGAUUGAUUCUUCAAGGUUGUAAAGCAUUGCUAGUGGUUGAUGGCUCUCUCUCAAAACUAGAGCAUCUAAAGCACAUGCAAAUCAACUCACAACAACUUCGUUUGCAUCAGUGUGAUGAAUUUGAACAGUUGCCAGAGCUCCCUGUGAGUUUGAAGGAGUUGAAGUUCUCAUCUCAUUUAUUGCCAACAGUUCCUGACUUUUCAUACCUAACUAACUUAGUCCAUCUUCAUAUAUGGAGCGACACUCCUGGAUUGUCAGAAGGAGCUCUAAAGAUAGAGUGGAUCAAGGGGUUAUCUAAUCUAGAGAGACUGACACUCGUCAUGAGAGAUGUCACAUUUCCUCUGAUUAAUUGGGCUACUCUUUAUCAGCUUCGUAUUCUGGAGAUAACUUGUGUUGACCCUCAAUCUAUGCUGGGACUUCCAUCCAGUCUUGAAAAAUUGACUCUACACGAUGUCAAUUCACCGAUGGAAAGGUCGCUCUUUUGCGACUUGACGAAUUUGUCCAGUUUGGAACUUUGUAAAUGUCGGCUGAGGGAGGUCAGAUUCGAUGAUGUGCUUGGACAGCAGCUAGAGAAACUCCAUAGUUUGAAAGUGAGAGAUAGUGAAUUGCUUGAGAGGCUAUCCUUACGGGGAUUAAAGGGGCUCCAAUAUUUGGGCCUUUUUAACUGCCCAAGGCUAAUAAAACUUGAAGGCGUGGGGGAAUUAGAGUCGCUAGAGGAAUUGUCUUUGCUCGGGUCCAAAUCCUUAAAAAAGCUUACUGAGCCACUAGCAUUAGAAAACCUACGGCGACUGUGUCUCAUUCGGUCGACAGCUUUUGACCGAUUAAGGUCUUCCACACACGAGUCAUUUGACGCUUGAAAGAAUGUGGGAUUUCGCCUGCCUUCGACGGCCAUUACAAAGAAAGGAAGGAUACUCGAGUCAUAUUGUGGACGAUAUCAACAGCCAACUCCAGAAAGGAAGAAUAGUCUUCUAUUCUCUUACGGUGUAGCACGGCAGUGGUUCGUAUCAAACAGGAGUACAAGACGUUGCGUCUGCACUGCUUGGACACCCCCAAGGAGCUCCAGCGCAGGAUUAUCGCGGUUCAGGGUACCCAGCCAGCGCCAGGACAGAGAUCCAUUGGCCAUCUUAAUUGGCAUAGUACUCUUGUCUUAUGUUCUUUGUGAGGACUAGCGAAUUGAAGUCAUGAUUUGAUUACACUUGUGAUUGUUAUAGAUUCUUCUCUUGAAUUUCUAGGAAGAAAAUAAAAACGAUUUUUCUCUUGAA